AUGCAAGCGGGCGGCUGUGACUCGUCUGACGAAGACACUGCUGAGGAGGAUCCGACACCGCUCAACAUCUCCUGGUUGUCUUUGUCUCCUGUCUACUUGUCUGAGUUCCUGGGAAUAUCUUCCCUUCCUGGUUGCAGGUUUAAGGAUAUUAGAAGAAAUCUUCAGAAAGAUAUAGAGGAACUAAAGAAGCAUGGGACCCAGGAUAUAUUUGUGCUUUGUACCAGAGGAGAAUUCUUAAGAUACCGAGUACCAAACCUUAUAGAUGCCUAUCAACAGCAUGAGAUCUAUGUGCACCACUAUCCUAUUCCUGAUGGGGAUGUUCCAGACAUUGCCAUGUGCUGCAAAACUCUGGAAGAGCUCAGAAGCUGCCUGGAAAGUAAUCGGAAAACAGUCAUACACUGUUUUGGUGGCCUUGGACGCUCCUGUCUCAUAGCUGCAUGCCUCCUGCUUCAGCUUUCAGAUGCAUUGACACCUGAGCAAGUGAUAGACAACCUCAGAAGCUUGAGAGGAUCCAGGGCGAUACAUACCAUCAAGCAAUACAAUUACGUCCAUGACUUCAGAGAGAAGCUAGCUGCACAUCUGGCACCAAAGGGCGCGGCCUUACGAUCGGCAUCACGGUAA
Molecule: messenger RNA, 621 nt
Organism: Indicator indicator
Lineage: Eukaryota; Metazoa; Chordata; Aves; Piciformes; Indicatoridae
Gene: CDKN3
Product: cyclin dependent kinase inhibitor 3
Exons: 7
Coding region: 1-621 (206 amino acids)
Biological process (GO): protein dephosphorylation
Cellular component (GO): nucleus
Molecular function (GO): protein tyrosine phosphatase activity
Source: RefSeq, a predicted model, not a curated record